This is a messenger RNA of Nelumbo nucifera (sacred lotus), 471 nucleotides long. NCBI's taxonomy places the organism in Eukaryota, Viridiplantae, Streptophyta, Magnoliopsida, Proteales, Nelumbonaceae. The record is from RefSeq and is a predicted model, not a curated record.
AUGCUCACCUUCUCAACUUCUUUGGCAAGCGAACCAUUGAAUUGGGCUCUAGAUGUGGCCCUGUUGGAAUGGGAGGGACUCUUCUUGCUUUGCCUGGACAUCAUUCUUACUGAUAUAGCCCCAGUCAUGCUUGCACUCAAGUGUAACCACAAAUACAAUAAACCCACACUUGGAAAAAACUUGAAGAUCAAAACCCUAAACCUUUCUUUCGAUUUCGUCAUCGCCAAUGAUGUCGUUUACAUAGAGGAGUCUGUUGGUCCACUUGUUUCUGCCAUGGAAGCUCUUGUGUGGAAUUCUGGUGUCGUGUUGUUGGGUUACCAAUUGAGGUCACUGGAGGCUCACCGGUUGUUUUGGGAAUUGUGUAAGAGAGUUUUCACGAUUGAGAAGAUGCCCCACAAGGAUUUGCACCCAGUUGUUCAAAACACCAUGGGGAUUGUUCAGACACCUUCUUACCCAGCUUAUGGAGGUUGA